AAUUAGUUGUCUGUGUAGAGUCACUUUAUUCACAGCAGCAUGUGCAAGAUAAUAAUUUAUGGUGAAAUUUCAUCUGAAUUUUAAAAAAAUAAAAUCAACGUCAUUGUUGUUAUUGUCUUCUAUUAUGUAAUAAAUUGCUCUUAUUUGUAAAGAGACUUAAAAAUGUUGAGAAACAGAUAUAUAGCUAGGUGGCACCCAUUUAUUUACUGACCCAGACAUAAAACACUCUGUACGCAUCGUGUCCAAGAUCCUAUUUUCUAGCUCUUUUCUUUUUAUUUCUUGGUUCUAAUUAUGCGUGUUAAUGCUGAUAAGUGAUAAACAUACUCCAUGUUUAGAGAUUAUUAGACCAUGCACAACGGGAGUACACGACGAAUCCUUAGCACGAAAACUUAGGUAAAACCGAAUAUAAUAAUAUUACUUAGGUUAAUCCACGUAAGGAUUGGUCCGUGGCCAAGGCUUUUAAGAGAUUGAUCCUUAGCAACGUGUCAACUCCUGAGUGGGACGGGGUCGGUUUGAUUUUGGGUUUGGUUAAAAAAAAUGGUCAUUCUCGACGGAGACCAAAAAAAAAAGGAGAGCUCGAGGAAAGGCGAUAUUUGGCGUUUGAAAUCGAUCGUCUUCACGAAGAUAAAUCGAAGCGUAAACCUGUAUUUUUAAUAUUUUUAGCUUAGUUUUCAUGUAGAUUCGUCUCAUUUUAGUGUUUCGGGGAUGGGUUUGAAUCGAUUUGGGUUUCGAUUCAAAUUAGGGUUUAAAAAAAAUUUGGGGUUAAAUCGAUUUGGGAUUUAGAUCCAGUAUGGGGGUUUGUAUAAAGGGUUUUGAGAAGAUUUCGGUUUCAAUCUGAAGCGGAUUUGUAUCUUAUUUCUUAAACGGUUUCGAAAUGAAAUAUGUUUUCAACGGAAGAGGAUUUUCUCUUUUUUCUCAAGGGUUUCUCAACCUUUUAGGUUUGAUAUGUGUUCGCUUUCAUUGGGUUCGUAAUAUUUUAAAUUCCACAAGAUCCUUGAGCUUUUUUUGAUUUCGUUGCUCUAACUAUGUUGUUUUAAAUUCCAAAAGUUAUUGUUGUAUUUAACUCUGUUCGUUAAUCAUUUGUCUCAGGUUAACCAAAUGGGACAAGAUUACAGCUAUUCUCAGCCUUCUUCAUCAUCAAACUCUAUAGACAUGAGCUCCCUUAUUGAAGCUGAAGCUAAGAUGUACGCGGAUGAAGCUGAGAGUCCCUACUGCAAUGCAGAGCCGGAUCAGUUCGCACCUCAACCAGAGGCUGAUGAUGGAAUCCCUACGGCUUGCUACUGUGGUGCUCAACCUGUUGUGAAAUGCUCUUACACACCUAAGGAUCCAUACCGAAGAUACUUCUUGUGCCCCAAUGUCGAUGAUGGGGGCUGCCACAUAUGAAAAUGGUGGGAUGUGGCUUUAACGGAGGAGCUCAGUGAGGUUCAGAGACAUGUCAGACAACUCAAGGAUCAAGCUUUUGAGUGUGACCAGAAGCUGCUUAAGCUACAGAAGACGGUGUGUGAGGUGAAGAAGAAAUCAGAGAAUACAAAUGUGUUUGCAUUGGCAGUUUGUGUAAUGGUGUCCGCAAUAUUAUUCAUAGGUUUGGCUGCUAUGUACCUGAGUGGUAAGUAUUUCUCUUGUGCUAUUUGCUUGUUUCUUCAUGACAUUUUUUUAAAACUUUUGACUGUUUGAUUUAAUGUUUAUGCAGGAAGAGCUUCCAAGAAGUAAACUAGAUCAACUAGUAAAGCUCAAGAGUGUCUGUAUAAUUAAGGUACGAUUCCUACUCUCUUUUAUAUGAAAUGCUUUGUAUUGAAAUGCUUUAGUAUUGAUUUGCUUUAGUAAUGAAUGCAAGUUCAUUGCUUUAAAAUAUUACUGUUAGUAUUGAUUGUGCUUGCGCAUAAAUGCAAUUUGUUUCGUUUCUACCUUCCUACCGCCUCUGAUAUGAUUGUUUUAAAUGUUUUAGUACUUUGCAAAUGGGUGUUACUUUUAAUUGAUUGUUUUAAAUAUUUUACGCCUUCUACCUUACUAACUGCUCGUUUUUAUUGGCUUUAAAUGCAACUAGUUUAGCUCAAUGUUUAAACUCGUCUACUUAAGUCUCUCUGUUGCUAUUAGAAUGACAUAUACCGAUAUUUCAAAUGGAAAAUAAUACACCUUAUAUGAAUCUACUGUUUAGUCAAACUCAGACUCCGGUGGACUUUGAUUCACCCGAACCUUUAUGGUUCGGUAGCCAAGGUCCUAGGGAGUCUGUUGUCCCUCCUGUAGUCGAGCCUGUUGUCGAGUCUGGUGGUGAGUCUGGUCUCAGGAGGAAGUGGUCUCCGAUGGAGGAUAAGAUCCUUAUUGGUGCUUGGCUUAACACCAGUAAGGAUCCUAUCAUCAGCAAUGAGCAGAAAGCUGGUUCUUUCUGGAGGCGGAUUGUAGAUUACUACAAUGCAAGUCCGCAGCUGGUUGGGACUGUACCGAGAGAGCUAGGUUCCUGCAAGAAGAGGUGGGGGAGGAUCAACACAGAUGUAUCCAAGUUUACAUGAUGCUAUGAUGCGGCUUUGAGGGAGCAGAGAAGUGGCCAAAAUGACGAUGAUGUGAUGAAGGCGGCGUUGGAAAUUUUCUUCAAAACUACCGAGUCCAAGUUCACCAUGGAUCACUGCUGGAGGGAGCUGAGGCAUGACCAAAAGUGGUGCUCUGUCUACGGGCCGAAGGAGGGUGGAAAGGAAAAGCGUAAACAAGUGAUUGAUGUUGAUAGAGAAGAAGAGGAAGUCGGUGAACCAGAAGGUCGACCUCCCGGGGUUAAGGCUGCCAAAGCUGGUAUCAAGAAGAAGAAAAGUGGUAGAGAGGAGGAGCUGGGGAAGCUUCAGGGGGUUUUAGAAGUCAAAGAAAAAGUGUCUAGAGCUAAGAUUCUAGAUCGUUUACUCGCGAAGAAGGAGCCUUUAACUGAGAUGGAAACAAAUCUAAAAAUGAAACUAAUGUCUGAAAUGCUUUGAUGUAUUAAUGUUGGUUAGAGGUAAUGUCUAAAAAUGAAACUAUAAUGCAUUUUAACUUUACUAACCUUUGUCUUAUUUGAUGUGUCAGGUUUAUCUAAGUAGGCAUGUGAAGGAAGUCACGGGUUGGAGUCACGGGUAGAAGUCACGGGUUGUUGUCCCUCACCUAAUGUAUUAUAAGUAGAACGCAAUGUAGUCUUUAACUUUCUAUCUCGGAGAGGUGUUUUCCUUUAGCCCCUAAACUUGAUUCAUGUUGUUCAAAACUUGUGUUUCUCGGAAAGGUUGUAAUAUUUAGCCACGACUAAACUUGUAUUCGGAUCCUACUACAAGAACCACUUAUGUUUAGGUAAUGAACUUUUUAUUGGCCUUAAAUGCUUUGUGUCCUUUUGUUCUUACGUUUAACUCAUUGAUGUUGUGUUGAACUCACUGAAAUUUAAGAGUUUAGCUCAUGAACUUGUUUGAAUUAAGCGACUUGAGUAAAAACAUGGCUUAAUGUUUCAAGGAAGGCAAGACUUCUCUAUUCUCUGUGACAUCAAGACGGAGAAACAUAUCACAAGGUUAGCAAAAGACCAAACAUAUCACAAGGUUAGCAAAAACAUGGCUUAAUGGAAUUUAAGAUGAUUAGAAAUGAGAUUUUAUGAAAUAAUACCAUAUAUGUUUAAAAUUUUAACAUCUAUAACCAAAAAAAAUUGGAAAUAAGAUGAUUUGAAAAUGAGAAAUAAAAUGAUUAGAAAUUGGGAUUUUGUGAAAUAAUACCAUAUAUGUUUAAAAUUUGAACAUCUAUAACCAAAAUAAAAAAAUGGAAAUAAGAUGAUUGGAAAAUGGGAAAUAAGAUGAUUAGAAAUUGGGAUUUUAUGCUAUAAUACCAAUAAGUUAUUAAAGUCAAAAUAAAUGAUAUAAAAGACUAAACUUAAUAUUUUAUUUUUAAAAGGAGGGAAACCUAAAAUGUCAUCAUCAUCAUCAUCCGAUGAAAUCGAUGAAAGAUUGGACGAGGUUCUCGAUGAAAUCGUCGAGGAUGCAUAUAAUGACAUAGUGGAGGCCCAACCGAAUAUGCAAAACACACGGGGUUAUAUUGAACGAGACCGUGAAGGGGGACACACCCGUUUAGUUAAUGACUACUUCAGAGAGAAUGCGACAUACUCGGCACAAUUCAGACGACGUUUCCGCAUGAAUAAGGGUUUAUUCAUGCGUAUUGUCCUUGCCCUCCAGGAGAACUUUGUAUUCUUUCAACAAAGACCAGAUGCAACCGGGAGGUUAGGUCAUUCUCCGCUACAAAAAUGUACGGCGGCUAUUCGACUGCUUGCUUAUGGUACUAGGGCUGACACGGUUGAUGAAUAUCUCCGACUAGCUGAGACCUCAGCACUUUUGUGUUUACAUAAUUUCACUGACGGAAUUAUACAGUUAUUCGGAGACGAGUAUCUACGACUACCCACACCGGAUGAUCUUCAACGACUACUCGACAUUGGAGAGAAACGAGGGUUUCCUGGGAUGAUCGGGAGCAUUGACUGUAUGCAUUGGGAGUGGAAAAAUUGUCCGACCGCUUGGAAAGGACAGUACGCCCGUGGAUCAGGAAAACCGACAAUUGUCUUAGAGGCUGUAGCUUCCCAAGAUCUUUGGAUCUGGCACGCAUUUUUUGGACCUCCAGGUACCUUAAACGAUAUUAAUGUCCUCGAUCGAUCUCCUCUUUUUGAUGACAUUUUAGAAGGUCGAGCUCCGCGGGUAAAGUACAUGGUCAACGGACACAUGUAUAAGUUGGCGUACUACCUCACAGACGGUAUAUAUCCAAAAUGGUCAACCUUUAUCCAAUCCAUCUCACUCCCUCAAUCACCAAAACAAGAGUUAUUUGCUAAACAUCAAGAAGCAACCCGAAAAGAUGUGGAGCGGGCUUUUGGAGUAUUACAAGCGCGAUUUGCGAUUGUGAGAAACCCGGCUCUUACGUUGGACAAAGCAAAGAUAGGGAAGAUUAUGAGAGCGUGUAUCAUACUACACAACAUGAUAGUCGAAGAUGAACGGGAUGGAUACAUUCGGUAUGAUAUAUCUGAAUUUGAAGAAGGUGACGUCAUGAAAAGUUCACAGGUGGAAACCGAGAUUCCUACAAUUCUCAAUAAUAUUUUUCCCAGUCGGAAUGAUGUUCGAGAUAGGAGAAUACAUGACCAUCUGAAAAAUGAUUUAGUCGAUGAACGGGAUGGAUACAUUCGGGAUGAACGGGAUGGAUACAUUCGGUAUGAUAUAUCUGAAUUUGAAGAAGGUGACGUCAUGAGAAGUUCACAGGUGGAAACCGAGAUUCCUACAAUUCUCAAUAAUAUUUUUCCCAGUCGGAAUGAUGUUCGAGAUAGGAGAAUACAUGACCAUCUGAAAAAAUGAUUUAGUCGAGCAUAUUUGGAACAAAUUUGGUGACGAAGAUUAAAAAUCGUACUAUCUUUAUGUUUAAUUAUUGUAUUUUUUUAAAAUUCCUUGAUUAUGUUUAAUUUUUGUAUCUUAAUGUUUAAUUAAUGUAUCUUUAUGUUUAAUUAGUGUUUCUUGAUUUCUUUAUAUUUAUCAUUGUAUCUUUUUUCAUGCAAUUAAUAAAAUAAAAAUUACUAUUAAAUUGUUUUGUGGGAAAUUGUUUCUUUUAUAUCAAGACGAACCGGGACAAUGUCUUUUUUUUCAUUUGACUACUGUUUUUUGGCUGAGAUCACUGCUUCUAAUCUAAAAGAAGACAAACUUGUGAGUCAAUUUAGUUAGUAAAAUAAAUAGUUUAAUCUAUUAUGUGUCUUUACAUUAUUUAUUUGCAGUAUCUUCCUGUGGGAGCUACGAGUUCUACUGCUUUGCACAAACAAUGCAAAGAGACGAUACUGGUGAACAAAGAGGGAAAUUCAUGGAAUGUGAGUUUACGAUUUAGCGAAUCAGGCGGCAAGUAUUACAUCACAAGAGGCUGGAGAAAGUCCUGUCUCGAUAACAGAUGCGAGAUAGGAGACUUAUUUGCGUUCAAUGUGGUUGGAGAUGGGAAAACUACUCCAUUGAUGUGUGUAUGUCCGGAAAGAAAAGAGUGCUCUGAAAUACUGAGCAAAUACUUGAGCAGAACGAGUAGUGAGUCUUCAUUAGGUGGUCAUUCAUGAUCAUGUUGGAUUUUAAUAUUCAAUCAUCUUAUAAACUCUUAUGUGUAAUCUUUAUAUUUAAUCAUGUUUUUAUUUAGGAAUUUUUCUAUCUUUAUGUUUAAUUAUUGUUUUUAUUUUUAAUUGUUAUAUUUAUAUGUUUAAUUAUUAUUUUUUAAGUUUAUUUCUAGUAUUUUAUGUUAAGUUAUUCUAUUUAAUCAUUCAAUAUAAAAAAAGUAUAUUUCACUAAACAAAAAAAAAAUUAUAUUUUUUAUUCCUAAGUAUUCCAACUUCGGAUUCACCAUUAUAUACACAUUUUUCAUAAGAGUCCUUAACUAUUUAAAAAAAAAUAAUAAUUUAUUUCUAAGGACUUCACAAUGGUUAUCACCAUUGUGGAUGCUCUUAUGUAACUACCGUUUUGUGCACGGGCCGUUUCAUGUUUUUUUACUUUAUUAUUUGUUUGACUGCAUUGCUUUCACUUUUAUCUUCGUCCUUCCAAAGAUUUGUUUGGUAAUUUAUUUUUGUUUGUUAUUUCGUCCUGCUAAUAGUAACUUGUUAUGGUUUAUAGUAUUUAGUUAUUUACUUGUUUACUAUAAAUCUCAGCCCCAGUCGCCAUAUUGAUAAUUUAUUUUCACUUUUUCUCCCAGAGAAAAUGUGAAAUUAUUGACACUAUCGUAUCAUACCAGAAAUAUAUGCCCAUGAAUUAUGUCUAUAUAUGUAUACAUUUGCCGACAAAUAGUUCGUGGUUUAUAUAACAUAUCUAGAAGGCAAUAUUUGGCUUUUAGGAAUUCAGUAUUUAUUGACUUGUUGAUAGCCGGGAGAAAUAAAGAUUAUAAAAACUAUAUAUUAUUAUAAUGUUGCACAAUAAACAUAAAUAUCUAUAAUAAUAAAGUAUUAUAUAAUGUAGAAAGAGGAACUUUAUUAGGUUACUACACAUCAAAUGUCGUUUUCAUGAUUGUUUGAAUACUGUGUAAUGUCUUCUCCAAGCCUUCGUGCCACAUGAUCUCAUACAAACUGUCGGUGCCCUUAUAUAUCAUUUUUUAUUAUUAUUGUUAUUGUACAAAUUUACUUGCUUUUACCAGGAAUCUGAAUAUAGCAACAAUAUUAUGACUGAGAAGUACCUUUAGAGUAAAAUAUUAAGGUGAACAAAUUGUUUACUCCUCGUUAUUCUAAAUUAACCAAUCAAGUAAAAAACAUUAUUUAUGUAUUUCUUCCGGUUACUAUUUAUUUAGAUAUAUUUAUUCCACUUUCUUCUAUUUCCUACUUUUAUUUUUCUUUUUUCCCCACUUAUUUAUUUUUUUCUUAUUUAGUCUAAAAUAACCAAUCACACUUUAAAUACGUUAAAACAUUUCGUCAUUAGAAACUUAAGUCAAACCGAUUAACAUAUUUGCUGUACUUCAGCAUGAUUCGAUCGUAUCACAGCUACUCAAUAAUUUAUUAUAUUCCAUAAUAAAUUCAACAAUAGAGCAUGUGGUUUCUAAUACAUAUUGAAAUGCAAACUACUUGUAAGAAUACUAUAAAUUUUUACUAUUAUAUUUGUUGAUACAUAUUGUAUAACUUGUUAUUUGACUUAAUUCGGUAAUAGUUCCCUCGCAUAACUAUUUUCUCAAUUAACUUGUUUUGUAUCUAAACCCUGAAUCAUGAUAUAUGUAGUUAAAAAUGAACUUGCUUGAAUCCCUUGAAUUAUAUGGAUGAAUGAUUAGUUUUGAGAAGAAAAUGCUAAAAGAAUAUGAGCGAACCGGAUGUCGAAAAAGACAAACAAAAUAAAUUUAAGUUUUGACAAAAGGUAACAAUAUUUUUCCUUUUCGUAAUAUAUUGUUAAGCUAGAUGAAUUUUCGACUUAAAAUUAAUUAGUGAUAAAUGAAUUGAUCUAUUUAUUUUAUAUAUUUGUUAGGAUCUCUUCCAACUACCAAUAUGAUAUAUUUUUGUAUCUAAUAUGUUCCUUCGGAAUGAAAGUUUUUGAGCGUCAGUCUUGGAAUGUUUGGACAAUGAUCGAUGAACCAACUUUGGACUAAUCAAUGUGGAUUUGGUUGGACUGCGUGAAUCGAGCUCUAAUACCAUAUUAAGCUAGAUGAGUUUUCAACAUAAAAUCAAGUGGUUAUAAAUGAAUUGACUUAUAUAUCUUAUAUAUUACUUAUGAUACAUUCCAACUACCAAUGUGGGACACUUUGUGCCUAAUAUAUACAUCAUUCUUGUUGUGCACUAAAAAUAAUACAUCAUUCUUGUUGUGAUAUAAGGAGUAUUGGUUAAUUAGACAUGGCGCCUGUGUUAAAAACACAUGGAUUUGGUUUUGUUAAUGAACAAAGAUAUCCUAAUCAAUACAUAAACCCACAUUUCUUAUUUAAAAAUUGCAAAAGGUAAAAUAUCAUAUUAAUAAGAAAACCAAAAACGGGUUGUUAAUUUGUUUGGAUCAUCAAGUUUCAGGAACGUACUUUCGAUGUUUUGAACCUAAUUAUAUAAAUCCAUUGGAAUUGGCAAACCAUAUAAUUUAGAAUAUUGCAACAGAAACACAAUGGCAAAAGUUAUUAAAAUCGAAAUCACAUAACGCUUAAUCAAGCCUACGUUUAGUUUUGUUUUCUCGGCUUCGCCUACAUUUUGCUUCGAUCCAUUUGUUGAACGACGAAUAACAUAGUCAGUUAACGAGUGAGAUAAUAACACAAUUUUGUGGGGUUUGUUUGUCGUUCACAUGAUUCUUGCUUUCAUGUUCUAAUUAUUUUCCCUAUAAAUUUUCUAUUUGUGAGGUUUGUUUGUUUAAACACUCUUGAGGAAGCUAGCAGUUCAUAUGGUCAUCUUCCACCUGUGGAAGCAAAAGAACAACCUCAUACACAUUCAUACGUCAAUCUCAGCUGCAAUUGUCUUCUAUGGUAUUGAAAGAGAGCUGAUCUAAACAUCAUCCCAUCAAGGAGACUAAAAAAACCCUUCAACGCUCACAUGAUUACUGAAAAUUCAGGUUUCAAGUCUCGGAGAAAGCGAUUUAUUAAACAAUUAUGCAGAUUACAGAAGAAAGACUUGCAAGAGAUCUUUAACAUGGUGCAAGUAAAUCUGGCCAAACAUAGAUCUUCAUAGGACGGCUCAGGUGAUGCAGUUAGACGUAAGUUUUUAUAAGACAGGUAACAUUGUCGGUUGUCGAAUCGUCUAUGUAAUCUUUCUCAUAUCAUAAUUAUAAGAUCAUAAUAAAUCAGUGUUAAAAAAAUUUAAUAAUUUUCUUUAAUGUUACGAGAAGAUAUAUCAUAACAAACUUAAAAAUAUUCUACGUAGAUAUUUUUAGUAUUAUUCACUAAAUAUAGAGAAAAGGCCAUAAUGCAAGGAAAUGGUCAUAACCAACGUAUUAAUAUUCAAUGUAUACAACUUUUUUUACCCUAAGGAGAUAACCAAACAUAAUACAACCAUCUUUUUUCAUUUUGAUAUAUACCUUCGUAGUACAAACUUAAAGAUAUUCAUUAUAUUUAUUAAGUGAUAUGUUAUUCAUGUAUUUCUUGAAUCUUUUUAUGAACUCUCAAAAUAUAUGUUCUUCAAAUAUUAAGCAUAUUUUCUAUACAAACCAAAACCCUAAAUCAUAUACACUAUACCCUAUAUCCUAUACCCUAUAUUUUAUACCUUGUUUCAUAUACUUAUUUGAAUCUCAUUAUUUUCGCGUAUAAUUUAAAUCUAUGUAUGUAUUCUCUAUAAAUAUUUUCCAUAAUUUAGUUUUUUUUUUAUUUUAGCAUAUUUCCAAUACAAAACAUUUAGCAUAUUCUAAAUACAAACCAAAACCUAUAUGCUAAUACAUGUUUCAUCUAUACUAUUUUUUUGUCUUUGAUGACAAUGUAACUUUUCCAAAAAUACUUCUAAAUUUACAAAGAAAAUUUAAUUCUAAUUAAUGGCAAUUUUGUCUUCCGGCUUAAAACCAUUAAUUUAAUUUAUUGCAUCUAUGAGCCUUUAUAAAAGCUUAUUCCAACAAUCAUAAAUUUAAUUUUAUAAAUAGAUCUAAACUCAUUGUAUGCCUUUAAACAAAAUAAAUAAAUUAUUUACUUUAGAAAUGUAAUAGUAUUGAUCAUUAUAAAAUGCAUAAUAUAAAUACAGUGCAUUUACUCUAUACGAUAAAUCAAAUAGUUUAUUCAGUUAUCUGUACUAUUAUAAAGUUACAAGAAGUUUGAUCAAUUUUUUUUAAAAAAAAAUAUUAUAAGAUUUUUCUGGAGUUUUUCCGGGUCAAUCGAUGUCAGUUAAGGGGUUAAUGGUUGGUUCUUAGGUUUUAUUGAAUGUUUAAUUAAUAUUUUUUAUUAAAUCUGAAUUUUAUGGAAUAUAUGAAUUCACAAAAUCUAUGAUAAAAUGCUACAUGAAAGACAUAAGCAUGUCCGGAUUAUACACAGUCACCGGGUUUACCGAUGCGGCUACGGGUUCAUACCAGAUAUAAAAGAUUGUUUAUAUUUUAAUUUGUCUAUAAACCACAAGAGUUAAAUAAUUUGUAAACACAAAAGUCUUCUUCGCACCAUUUAAAUGUAGAUGCACUAUUAGUCUUCAUCAUUCGGUUCAGCUCUAGAAAUUUAGGAACUAUUUAGGUAUUUACAAAGUUCUUUUUGGUUUCAGUUGAGUUAUUUCAGUUUUUUGUUUCGGUUCAGUAGCAAAGUUGAGAACCAACUAAUAUGCAAAAAAAAAAAUUUAGGUCCAAUUCAGUUCCGGUUCAAUUAUGUUUUUUCAGGUAAUUAAAUAUUUAUAGAUAAAAAUAUCAGAUAAUUUGAGGUUUUAAGUUUAAAUUUCAGGUAAUACGGGUUGUGUAAAUAAAAAUAUCUGAUAAUUCAGAUAAUAUAUAAUAUUUUUAAUAAAAAAUAUUAGGAUAAUUCGGUUUACAUUUAGUAUUUUAGAAUAUGGUUAUUUAAAUAUUAAAUAUAUUAAUAUUUGUAACUACAUAAUUUUUAUUUUAAAAAUUCAGGACCUAUUUUGUUAUAGUUUCGGUUUCAAUCGUUUUUAUUCUAGAAAUAUAUGAUAUACUCAGUUAUUAUGAGAUUUAGUUCAAUUUUGGUUUCGAGUGUUUCAGUUUAGUACGGUUCGGUUUCCAGUUUAGUACGGUUCGGUUUCCAGUUCCGAACAAAUAAGUCCAAGCACUAUGUUAUAUAGAAUUUCAUUAAGAAAAAUAUUUAAUUUUAAAAACAACUCUACUCUUUUAAAUCUAGUUCAUUUUAUAACAAACGACAAUAAUAUAUAAAUAAUUAUUAGUGCCACGUGUUGAACGAUAAUUCUCCUGUCGGUGGAGGGUCCAGAAAGAUUGAUAAAAAUCAUUCUCCUAAAUACCUUUUUUUUUACUCUGAGAAAGUUAGAAGAAUGCAGAAAUAAUACAAAACUUCCAAGAACUGCAAAAAAAAAAAAACACAGCACGUAGAACAGAAAUGAUAUAUUUAUUUGGAAAAAUCAAAUCGAUACUCUGAAUACGUAUAUAGCAUACUAAGAAAAAUACACAGUUUGGCACAUGAAUAUUGAAAUUUUAGUUAAGUAAAUUAUUGCAAUAAUCAAUAGUAAUAAUUUUAUUAAAGGUAUGACUGGCGGUAAAUACCAAUCAUGCUUGGAAUUAAUUUCCAAAGUUACAGAAAAAAAAAUUAAAAAAUGACAAUAAAACCCUAUUUAAAGUAAUAAUUUUAUAUGUUGUAAACAAAUUAUACAGGUAUAACUGAUAUAUUUACACCAAAAAGUUAUAUAGUCAAAAUUUUACAUUAAAAAAUUUAAAACUAUAACUCAACCAAUUAUUUGCUCCGUCUAGUUGUUGUCCAAGCCACCAUCUACCAUCUUUGGAGACAAAUAAAUAAUGACCUUCAUAACAAUCAGUCUGUUUCUAGUGGAGCACUUUUCAAGAUCAUUGAUAGGGAGGUUCUCAACAUCAUCGAUGGUAGACGACAUAGAAAACGAUAUCACUGCCUCAUGGCUUCUUGGAUUAGAUAAAAUCCUUUCUAAGUUACGUUUUGUAUUUGCUGAAUGUUGUAGUGCUCUGUUUCAAAACUGUC
Brassica rapa (field mustard) is the source of this 12000-nucleotide messenger RNA. Its product is annotated as putative nuclease HARBI1. NCBI's taxonomy places the organism in Eukaryota, Viridiplantae, Streptophyta, Magnoliopsida, Brassicales, Brassicaceae. The record is from RefSeq and is a predicted model, not a curated record.